AUGAGACGAAAGAACAAAACAGAAGUGUGGGAAUUCAUACUACUAGGCUUUUCUGAUCAUCCCGGGCUGGAACCCUUACUCUUUACAAUUGUCUUCUUUAUAUACGUGGUAACCUUGUUGACUAACAUGGUCAUCCUUGUCCUAGCUAUAGCAGAUCCCCAUUUGCACACUCCCAUGUACUUUUUCCUUCGACAUCUGGCAUUUCUGAAUCUUUGCUACACCACUACCGUGGUCCCCAAAAUGUUGUCCAACCUGAUAUCCACCAAGAAAACGAUAUCUUAUCAUUUGUGCAUAGCACAAACAUAUAUAUCCCUCUUUCUGGGAGCAGCAGAAUGUGUCCUUCUGGCUGUAAUGGCUUUUGAUCGCUAUGUAGCAGUGUGUCACCCCCUGCGCUACACCACAAUAAUGAACUACCACAUCUGUGUGAAGAUUGCAGCUGUGUCUUGGACAAUCAGCUUUCUAGUUUCUGUUGUUCCACUCUUCUUAACCUUGCCCCCUCUUUGUGAACCAUAUGUCAUUAACCAUAUUUUUUGUGAGGCGCCUGUCCUGCUGCACAUGAUUUGUACUGAUACAUCUCUAAAUGAACUCCUGAUGUUAAUAGGAGGAGCAGGCACAUUAAUGCUGCCCUUUGUGUUAGUUCUGGUUUCCUAUGGCUACAUCAUUGGUGCUAUCAUCAGAAUACGCAGCACUGAAGGCAGGCGCAAAGCCUUUUCCACAUGCUCUUCUCAUCUCACAGUGGUAACAAUCUAUUACGGGACAGGGAUGUUUAUGUACAUGAGGCCCAAAUCCAGUUACUCACCUGAGAACGAUAAACUGAUUUCUGUAUUUUAUGCAGUUAUCAAUCCUAUGCUGAACCCUAUCAUAUAUAGCUUCAGAAAUAAGGAAUUCAAGGCAUCAUUAAUGAGAAACUUUAGAUGGAACACUUUGUCCAAGGCUCACUAG
Messenger RNA from Elgaria multicarinata webbii, 942 nucleotides. RefSeq names its product olfactory receptor 2G3-like. Bases 1 to 942 code for a protein of 313 amino acids. Gene Ontology annotation, cellular component: plasma membrane. The transcript has a single exon. Gene Ontology annotation, molecular function: G protein-coupled receptor activity; olfactory receptor activity. Lineage: Eukaryota; Metazoa; Chordata; Lepidosauria; Squamata; Anguidae. Gene Ontology annotation, biological process: detection of chemical stimulus involved in sensory perception of smell; G protein-coupled receptor signaling pathway. The record is from RefSeq and is a predicted model, not a curated record.